CUGCUCCAGCUGUGUGUGUAUGUGUGUGUGUGUUUGAGUGUGCGAGUGCGAGUGUGUGUGUGCCCGCCGGUGUGCGUGCCUACGUGCCGCUUCCUUUCCGCUCGCCCUCGCGCUCAAUGUUGCAACCACCAUGACAGGCAUCGCCGCUGCCUCCUUUUUCUCUAAUUCGUGCCGUUUCGGAGGCUGCGGGCUGCAUUUCGACUCCCUGGCGGAGCUGAUCGUCCACAUCGAGGACAACCACAUCGAUACAGAUCCUCGAGUGCUUGAGAAACAGGAGCUGCAGCAGCCCACAUACGUCGCUCUCAGCUACAUAAACAGGUUCAUGACGGAUGCAGCGAGGAGAGAGCACGAGACUCUGAAGAAGAAAGUUCAGCCAAAGCUGUCCCUGUCUCUGACAGGCAGCCUAUCACGUAACAGCGUGUCCACUCCGCCCCGACACACCAGCGGCAACCUCACUCCACCCGUGACACCACCUAUUACACCCUCAUCUUCAUUCAGGAGCAGCACUCCCACAGGUAGCGAGUACGACGAGGAGGAAGCAGACUAUGAAGAGUCUGACAGCGAUGAGUCUUGGACCACCGAAAGUGCCAUUAGCUCCGAGUCCAUCCUCAGCUCCAUGUGCAUGAACGGAGGCGACGAGAAACCUUUCGCCUGCCCCGUGCCUGGCUGCAAAAAGAGAUACAAGAAUGUGAACGGUAUCAAGUAUCACGCCAAGAAUGGCCACCGCACUCAAAUCCGUGUGCGCAAGCCGUUUAAAUGCCGCUGUGGGAAAAGCUACAAGAGCUCGCAGGGCCUGCGCCACCACACCAUCAACUUCCACCCGCCCGUCUCCGCUGACAUCAUGCGCAAGAUGCAGCAGUAGAGCGGGCCUCCGUGCCAACCCGAUCCUUCACGCAUAUGUUCCAUCAUUAGCUGUUGCUGACUGCAUUUGAUACCUGUUUUCCGCUUUGUUUCUCUUUAAUCCUCCUUGUCCUCCACGAGGAAGACCCUGUCCCCUCAUUCCACCUCUCCUUGAGGAAACUUGUACCCCUUCAUUUAACUCUUCCAUAAGGAAGACUCUUUCACUCUCGCCAUCAUUUCAUACCUCAUUUAGGAGGUUUUCUUUAUCAUCCCUGCGCAUUCCAUCUACUCCUGUGAAGAGUAAACGCUUUUACCCUCUUAAUUCCAGGAGCUCCUGUGCUCCCUUUACACUACGCUUUGAAUUGCAUGCAUUUGUUUUUUUUGUAUCCUGUUAUCUGUUCUGUGUCUAUUUGAGAUGAUGUAUAAUAGUAGAGUUUGCAGUUUUGUACUUUUGCACAUUCAAUUAUUAUUCCUUUGCUGUCUUGUAUUACUAUUGACUUAAGGUGCUUAUUGUAAAAAUUAUUGGGACACGUUGAGAUAGGACAAGGCUUGGCAUCACUAUGGGACGAGUUCCCAACAGUUGCUGCCACUACAUGGGGCAGCAUGUGAUGCGUGUCAAAGCCACAACAUCAGAAUUCAACCAGCAUGAUUAUUUUGGCUUCUGACAAGAGAAAAGGGCAACAAAAAAAAAAAAAAAGGAAGGGCAGAAAAUUUCUGACAGUUUGUGCUACCCAAUAAGAAUAUAUCCAACAUUUUUAGUUGUAGAUUAUAAUAAGUACAUAUAGACUUUCAUAAUCCAAUAUUAAAUAUAUCCUUUUAUUCCCACGCUUUUAUUUGUUUGCAUAUGCAGUUUUUAAAAAAUGAUACCAGGCUAAAGAUUAAUUUUUGGAGUUUACUUUAAUGGUAAAACCCAUAUUUUUCAUCCUUGGACAAAUCGUGUUUUACACCUAUUUACAAUCUCAGGUGACAGAUUGCCAGCAUUUCAGACACAUUAUCUUGCCCAUGUGGUCUAAUGGUAUUUUUUUAUACAGCUGUUACACGGGUCCCAGGCCAGCUGUGGCUGGUUGUUCUAGAACCUCUGGAGCAUUCUAGAACACCGCAGCUGAAUCCAUUGCCUGUUAAAGGACCUAAAGCACUUUGUAGCACCUAGUUGCCAACCUAGUUAGGAAGUUUCCAUUGCCAACACAUCAGCGACUGCGGAGAGCAAACUGCGAGUCACUGUGUCAAAUCUACACACUGACACACUGCUAUUGGGGUUAGGAGUACUUGUACUCUUCUUUUUAUUUUCAAUCUAGGGGUUUUCUUUUCUUUUCUGUUCUCUUUCAUCAGAGCCCCAAAGCAUGUGUUAGUUUUAAGGUCGUUGUAACUGAUUGCCUUGAACUGUUGUAGACCACAGCUUUGGUAUAACAAGUCAAUCCAAUUCAAUUGGGAUUCCAACAAGUCAAUUGGGUUUUUGUCCUUCACCGGCUGAGCUCUGACGUUUUCCGAGCCACAUUUCAGACGGACACAUGACAGUUAUUGUACUUCCCAAUAUUAAAACUACAGCAGAGCAGUUGCCCAUCACCUUCUUUGGUGGCCUUCUGCAUCAACCGUGUUGUUUUGCUAAUGUGGCAGUAGGAUAACUCAGGGAUGUCCUGUCCUAGAGUUAGAACUUAAUUUUUCUGCCUUUUCUGCUUGAGUCAGACAGGAGCAGACUUCUGAGUACCAGCAGUUAUCUGGCAUUAAAAUAAAUAGAAUAGUUAUAUAUUACAAAAUCAAUCACCCGACUCUGGGAGGUAUUAGAAGUAAAACGAGAAGAGUUGGCAGAGUAAGCCCUGAUCAAGAGCCAAGCUGCCAAUCACCCAUGAUCAUGACAUUCUAACUGCAUGGACAUCAAUGUUGUAAUGGAUUUAUCUGUUUGACAGUAUUAUACUGCCAGUCUAGAGGGAAGUAUUGGACAUGUUGUGCAUAGUUUAUGUAUUAUGUAUCUGUGUAAGUGCAUUAAAUUAUAUUUUCAUACAUUUGUGGGGUGGGGGGGGGAUUCCUACAUGUAAUGCUAUUGACACCAGGGUUUGUUUUUAAACUGGUGAACUUUCUUCAACAAAAAUGGAAAAGAAAAAAACUGACAAAAAAGCUGCUUCAUAAAUGUACACCUGGUUACAAGUUAAAUAUUAAAUGGCCUCUGAUGUGUUUUGAUAA
This is a messenger RNA of Hemibagrus wyckioides, 3018 nucleotides long. RefSeq names its product JAZF zinc finger 1b (gene jazf1b). The transcript is spliced from 5 exons. NCBI's taxonomy places the organism in Eukaryota, Metazoa, Chordata, Actinopteri, Siluriformes, Bagridae. The record is from RefSeq and is a predicted model, not a curated record. Gene Ontology annotation, cellular component: nucleus. Bases 131 to 862 code for a protein of 243 amino acids.